AUGGCGCUUUUCCAACGUUCAUGCACUAAAUUUAGCUGCAUUUUACAAAGUGCAAAACUAACUCCCAGAUAUUACUCAAAGACUGAUCUAUCUUUAGAAAAGAACAUUAAAAAGUCUGUAUUCAUUUCACAAAGCAAAGAUAUUUACACUAAUUUAGCUAUUGAACAGUGGCUUUACAAAAAUUUUGAUUUUACAAAACAUCAUGUUUUAAUGCUAUGGCAGAAUGAUCCGUGUGUUGUUAUCGGCCGCCAUCAGAAUCCCUGGUCGGAAGCCAAUUAUACAGAAUUGGACAACAUCACGGACAAUGGUGUGCAGCUGGUAAGAAGAAGUAGUGGAGGUGGAGCACUCUAUCAGGAUUUGGGCAAUUUGAAUGUGACCUUUUUCACUCCUAGUGAGAGAUUUAAUGCCAGGUACAAUUUUGAGGUCCUAUCAAGAGGGUUGUUUAGAGAAUUUGGUUUAAUGACUGAAGUUUCGUCAAAUGAAUUGGUUUUGAGGAGCAAUAAAGAAGUAUCUGGUACAGCAGCAAAGCUGGGGAGAACCAAUUCGUACCAUCAUUGCUCAUUAUUAGUUUCCACAAAUAAAGUUAAUGCAACCUUGGCACUGCAAAAGCAUGAGGUUUCCAUUCAAUCCAAAGCGACACUCUCCAGGGUGGCGAAGAUGAUGAACUUAUGUGAGGAAAAUACCAAAGUAACAAUUCCCUUGGUUAUGAAAGCGAUUGGCUGGGAAUUCAUGCGGACUACAGCCCUAACUAUGAAAGAUGGCGGCCAGGAACUUGCCAAUAAACAAAAUGGCUUUCAGAUGAUUAAUCCCACGGAAAACUGGUUUCCAGGUCUGAAGGAAAUUCAGGAUUAUUACACCAGUUGGGAUUGGUGCUACGGAAACACACCAAAGUUCCACAUCACACAAUCCUUUCCAGUACCAGGAGGCCUCAUCCAUAAUACUAGCGGCACAUGCGCAGAUGUAAAGGUCACAAUGACGGUAGAGAGUGGCAAAAUCUCCGAUAUUACUCUUUUCGUUCCUGAAGGAUUCUCUAGUUUCGGCUUUACUGGAGAAGCUAAAGUCGUUACAGGUCUCAAAGGAAAAAGGUUCUCAAUUAACGCUUUCAACGAGCUGGAAAAUUCUUUGGAUUCUUUAUUGGACGAAAAGGAAAGAUUCGUUACCGAAUGCGUCCGACAAGUUAUGACAAGUGCUUAGAUCACUUUACUUCUUGCGUUUGUGGCUCUUGGACUCUUUUUGAAUAGAGACGAGCGAAAAUGUUAUACAGGCUUAAUUUUUAAAAGUUAUUCAGCUAUCAAUGUAAUUAAUUAACUUUGGGUGGUAUUAGCUUAAUUGCAAAAUAUAAAAAAAAUAUAUAAUUUACUUUUUUCUUUAUAAGUGUUAACAAUAGGUUUCUAUUAAGAUUUUGUUACUUUGAUUUACUUUGUCAUGUUGCCUCGGCACCUACGACAUUCAAGAAUUCAUCAUAUCAUUAUAAAGAUAUAAUUUUUAUGUAUUAUAUUUUAUUACUUUUAUUUUAUACAAAUAUUUGCUUGUGUUUUGUUUAUGCUGAAUUUAUAUUUUUCAUUUUUGUUUUGAAGCUGUUGUGCCUUAUAUUUUUGUUUAUAAAUGGUAGCUCAUUACUGGGGGAUUUUUGUGUUUUCACAUUAGCAUAUUACUUAUCAAACUAAUAAACCCAAUGAAAGUACCCUAAUUACUAUAUUUCAUAAGUCACUAAUGGCAUUUCACUUUCAGGGUUUUCAGUUUUCAAAUAAAAGUGGAGUAAUUCUGAUAAUUUUGCAAAUAUAAGACACUUGGGUCAUCUAUAAUGGAAAAAGCAAUUAUUAAAUAACUUUUAGAGGUUAUAUAAUAACAAAGUGUUCAUUAUUUGAAACGCUUAUAUUUCCGGGUAUAAGAACUAAUGAAAUAAAUUUGAAGUAAAUGUGUUAAAAUACCAUUAUAGAACCUAAAAGUCUAUUAUCUGAGGCACUCUGUAAAUAAUAGCUGAUUUUACAGCAAAGGGAACUCUCAUGGAAUGAGUUUUGUUUUAUUUUUUUUUAAACAAAAAAAUGCCUUUGGGAGAUUCCAAAAUCUCAUAGUACUGAGCUACCCUAUAUAUGGUAUAUGGGUAAUUUUUAUAAGCAAUAAAAUAGUUUUAUUUAUUGUUGUUUAUUUUUAUUGGCUCUACCGGUAAAGUUUAGGUGAAGUUUCUAUAUUGUAAUAUAAAGUCACAGACAACAAGUCAAACAUUUC
Molecule: messenger RNA, 2229 nt
Organism: Cylas formicarius (sweet potato weevil)
Lineage: Eukaryota; Metazoa; Arthropoda; Insecta; Coleoptera; Brentidae
Product: lipoyltransferase 1, mitochondrial-like
Exons: 4
Coding region: 1-1194 (397 amino acids)
Biological process (GO): protein lipoylation
Cellular component (GO): cytoplasm; mitochondrion
Molecular function (GO): lipoyltransferase activity
Source: RefSeq, a predicted model, not a curated record